UGUUACGAGCGGUACGUGAAGGCGUCGUGAGCAUGCUGGCGCUAACAGCGGCAAAGGAAGUGCCGUUAUUCUCUGCCACGUCUGUAGGCUCCUGAAGCGGCGCAGCCUGCAGAGGCGGCAGGUCGGAGCACCGGGAUGAGCCGGUGCGUGGUCGUGGUGGUGGGGGGGGGAUGAGAGGGGGGCAGUGGGAGUGACCGAGGAAACGCGGAGGAGAGGAAGGAAAGAGGAAACACGUCGAGGCACAACACAGCGCUGAAAAGAGCUCCGGCUUCUAGGAGCCACCGCUGUCUUUUGGAGGAUCCUUUCCUGCAGGACGUCUAUUGUCCGGACAGAGCCGCGGGGAAACCCAUGCUAAGCUCAGGGAGAAUGGAGGAAUUCGUAACCGAAGAGGAAGAGCCAUGGUACGACCAGCAGGACCUGGAGCAGGAUCUCCACUUGGCAGCAGAGCUGGGAAAGACUCUGUUGGAGAGGAACAAAGAGCUGGAGGACUCUCUGCAGCAAAUGUACAUCACCAAUGAGGAGCAAGUGCAAGAGAUCGAGUACUUGUCAAAGCAGCUGGAGGUUCUUCGGGACAUGAACGAGCAGCAUGCCAAAGUGUACGAGCAGCUGGACGGGACUGCCAGAGAGCUGGAACGCACCAACCACACGCUGGUGAUGGACAGCAAGUCCUCGCAGCAAAAGAUCGAGAGGUUAACGGGGACUAUUGAGACUUUGCAGAACCAGGUGGAGUCUCUGUCAGGGCAGGUGGAGCAACUUCGCUCCAUGGAGCAACUGCGGGUCAGGAGGGAGAAGAGAGAGCGACGCAAGACCAUCCACUCAUUCCCUUGCCUGAGGGAGCUUUGCACAGCACCCAGGUAUGAGGAUGAGUUUGUAGUGGGCAGGGCUGAAAGUUUUACUAUGGAAGCCAAGCGUCAGCCAUUUGAAGAAGAGAACCAGCACCUGAGGGAAGCGGUGUCUGCUCUGAGAGCUGCUGUCCGGGCCGAGAGGAGUCGCAGGGAAGGGGUGGAGAGGGAGUGCAACCUCCUGAUAUCGGAGUUCUCCCGGCUGCAGACACGGGUGCAGGAUGCUGAGAGCUGCCAGGCGAGAGUGCGGGAGCUGGAGGUGGAGCUGCAGGAGCUGCAGCAGCUGCGCCGAGCUCGAACUUUCCUCCUGAGCAGUGAGGAUGAUGGUGUGGCUCUUACCCAGACUGUCCUCAGUAUCACCCCGGAGACCGACACCUUUUUGGAAGUGGAGGUCGGGGAGACGGGAGGAGGCGUCAGGGAGGAGACAGCAGGUGGAGGAGGUGUUGGAGGUGAGGCGUUACCUGAUUCCAGUCCUGUGAGGAAAAGCUGCAGCGACACGGCGCUCAAUGCCAUCGUGGCCCGGGAUGCGUCCGGCAGAAGGAGAGGCAGCUACGCUCUGCACGCCAAUAGCGUGAGGAAAAGAGGGAUGUCCAUCCUAAGAGAGGUGGAUGAGCAGUACCACGCCCUGCUGGAGAAGUACGAGGAGCUGUUGGGGAAGUGUCGACGACACGAAGAGAGCCUGUGUCACGCCGGCGUCCAGACUUCCCGGCCCGUCUCCAGGGACCCGUCUAUGAAAGACUGUGCCAUGGGCCCCAUCGUGGCACCUCCCCCUACUCCCACCCAAUCGCCGUCCACCCCUGAAGCCAUCGAGAGCAUCAGCAAACAGGUGGAGGCGGUGGAUAAGCGGCUGGGGCAGAACACUCCAGAGUACAAAGCCCUUUUUAAGGAGAUCUUCUCUCGUAUCCAGAAGACUAAGAUGGACAUCAAAGCUACCAAAGCUGCAAAAACUAGCAAACCUGGUAAAUCUGGUAAAUCUAGUAAACACUAAAUUUACACCGACUGGCUCUAGAGACGGUGGCAUCAUUGCUUGUUCAGUGUUAGGCUGUGAAGGUGCCCGGCACGAACAUUCUUACAGAGGGUGCUACUUUUAAAACCACUAAAUUGAAUUAUGGUUCAGGUUGACUGAGGUCACGUCAGACUCUUGUGAUCGAGAGUUGAAACCUUCUGAUUUGCAUGCGAUCAAUCUGUAAAAGUUGGAGAACUUAAGCAUAAAAACAUAAACAAUUUAAUUUCAGCCUGGUCCAAAGUCUGUUCUGGCUUCACUGCCUUACUAACUAUACUUAAAACACUAUUACACAGCUUGUGGGCCUGACCAGUACACCAAAAGCUAAAGUUUCACAAAAACUAAUAAAACUGCAUAUCUGAGAAACACGAGUACAAAUCAAUGUCUGUCAUGUGUUGCUUUUAACAUAGAGAACUAAACUAGCAUUUCUGUGAUUAUAAUAAGACAAAGAUUGAUUCCUCACCUCACAAGCCGAGGAUGUCAAGGGUGACCUGGAGGUGCUACUUUUACUAAUAUCACUAGUCGCAUUAACUCUAGUGAAGCAUUUUUGUCUGGACGAGAUUCCUCCUUCCUGUGUGUGACCUUACUUUGGCUUAGUGAAAGUUUACGGGGCUUCGCCUUCAAUAGUUUGAGAUUUUGGGAAAGUGAUGAAAAGAUCCAUACCAGUGCUGUGUUUGUAUGUUAUUAAGCCACCGCUCAUUUAACAUAAACACUAACCCGACUCUUGUCAUAACAAGUUGUGGGUUUUGGGGAGCAAAAGUGUUGUGAAUGAAUAUAAUACAGAGAUUACUGACUGAUACUGGAUUAUUGUUGCUAAUACUAGGUAGUAAAAUGAUUAUCUUUAUACCUGUUUAUAUUCUUUAUCUUUCAGUCUUCUACAUUACUGAGUGCACUCAAAACCUUUAGCUGGCCAGUUGCCUUGCUAGCAGGUCAAAAGCAGAGAUGAGCACUAGUGAAAUGACAGUUAUGUGGAAAGUGUUUGAAACGUUGGGGUCACUUUUUUUUUUUUUUU
Haplochromis burtoni (Burton's mouthbrooder) is the source of this 2857-nucleotide messenger RNA. RefSeq names its product cerebellar degeneration-related protein 2-like. The record is from RefSeq and is a predicted model, not a curated record. Lineage: Eukaryota; Metazoa; Chordata; Actinopteri; Cichliformes; Cichlidae. The coding region runs from base 349 to 1830 and encodes 493 amino acids. The transcript has 6 exons.